Messenger RNA from Acaulospora colombiana, 150 nucleotides. The record is from the annotation of a GenBank genome assembly. NCBI's taxonomy places the organism in Eukaryota, Fungi, Glomeromycota, Glomeromycetes, Diversisporales, Acaulosporaceae.
GGUCGUUUGGUCCUUGAGAUCCAACUUGACGGUGGAGUUCUCAAGUCCAGAAAAUCAGGCGCACCACAACAUACUAUCAACCCGCUAUGCCAACACACACGCGCCGCUAUGUGCAUCGCUAUAUUGAAUAUUAGAGUCAUGUCUGCAUAG